Hemiscyllium ocellatum (epaulette shark) is the source of this 2380-nucleotide messenger RNA. RefSeq names its product megakaryocyte-associated tyrosine kinase (gene matk). NCBI's taxonomy places the organism in Eukaryota, Metazoa, Chordata, Chondrichthyes, Orectolobiformes, Hemiscylliidae. Gene Ontology annotation, biological process: protein phosphorylation. The coding region runs from base 241 to 1584 and encodes 447 amino acids. The record is from RefSeq and is a predicted model, not a curated record. Gene Ontology annotation, molecular function: protein tyrosine kinase activity; protein binding; ATP binding. The transcript has 13 exons.
GUGAAUUGUCUGCAUUGUCUUUCCUGCCCGUUUCAAAGUGAAAUACAACGGGAGAGAAUUUGCAGUUGCUGUUUUGUUGGCAAUUACUCUAUCACUUCAAUAUCAGACACACACGUUCUUCAUCUGACUGCUAGGAGCCAGCAGCCCUGAAGCUAAUCACUGAUUCUGCUGCGAAGCCGUGUGUGGAAUAAUCGUUUUCAGGACUUUUCAGCUAGUCAAUGAGGAGACGGGUGUCUUGAGAUGGCAUUGAAAGGCUGGGAACCUGGAACACAAUGUAUAGCUAAGUGUGACCACAAAACCACAAAGAAAGAUGAACUAUCUUUUCACAAGGGCGAUAUCCUGACAAUUAUUAAGGUUGUCAAUAACAAGGGAUGGUAUAGAGCAAAAAAUAAUAAGACAGACGAAGAGGGUCUGAUAUCCAGAAAUAAUCUACGUGAGCGUGAGGCCAUUCGAGUUGACCCAAACCUCAGUCUAAUGCCAUGGUUCCACGGGAAGAUCAGUGGGGAAGAUGCAGUGAGGGUACUCCAGCCUACUGAGGAUGGCCUGUUCUUGGUACGAGAAUCCAUUCGACAUCCUGGUGACUAUGUGCUGUGUGUCAGCACAAAAGAGGAAGUCAGUCACUACCGUGUUAUUUACAAAGACAACAAACUAACCAUUGAUGAAGAAAACUAUUUUUUCAACCUUAUUGAACUUAUUGAGUAUUAUAUGAAAGAUGCAUGUGGACUUAUCACCAGAUUAACCAAACCCAAGCUUAAGGAAGGCACAAAGUCAGCUGCAGAGGAGCUCUCGAAAACUGGCUGGGUACUCAACAUGCAACAACUAAUAUUGGGAGAACAAAUAGGGGAAGGGGAAUUUGGAGCUGUGUUUCAGGCUGAAUACAUGGGGCAGAAAGUGGCUGUGAAGAACAUAAAGUGUGAUGUUAUGGCUCAGUCUUUCUUAGAAGAGACCUCCGUGAUGACGAAAUUACUGCACAAGAAUCUGGUGAAAUUAUUGGGAGUUGUAGUGGACAAUGGAUUGUAUAUCGUCACUGAAUACAUGAGCAAGGGUAACCUCGUCAACUAUUUGAGAUCGAGAGGGAGGUCAGUCAUCACAUUGAAGCAUCUGAUCCAGUUCGGGCUUGAUGUCUGUGAAGGAAUGGAAUACCUGGAGUCGAAGAAGCUUGUUCACCGAGACUUAGCAGCCCGGAACAUUCUGAUCUCAGACGAAAAUGUUGCCAAAGUGAGUGACUUUGGUCUGGCGAAGGGAGUGUCGAGUGCUCAAGACCAGGCGAAGCUGCCGGUGAAGUGGACAGCCCCUGAGGCUCUGAAACAGCAUAAAUUCUCCACCAAGUCGGAUGUCUGGAGUUACGGAAUUCUUCUGUGGGAGCUGUUUUCUUACGGCCGAGCUCCCUACCCUAAGUUGCCACUGAUGGACCUGGUGGACAAAGUGGAGAAAGGAUAUCGGAUGGAAUGUCCGGAUAAGUGUCCCACCUCCGUGUACAACCUGAUGAAAUCCUGCUGGGAGUACGAUCCUAGCAAACGUCCCACCUUUAAAAAACUCAGAGACAAACUGGAAAAAGAGGGGAGGAAAUCCGAUUAUGUUUGAAGCAAGAACACCUCAUGGGCAGGUUUAACCACAGAAAGAGCAUCCUAUUGAGCCAACAUACUAGGAUGGAUCCUGUCCAGGAUUUUGAGUCUUACAGCAGCACGUGGCGAAGAAUGACAGAUUAUACAUAACAGGAGAAAAAAGAAAUCCCUUCAAUGUCAUGCUGUAUUCCUCUAUACACAACCUGAAGGCUCCCAAACCCCUUCAUCCUGUCAGUGCCUGUUCACUUUCUAACAGAGCUGACCUUAACACUGUUGUGCUUGCUCACAUACGAGAUUAGAAAUUGCGGUUUUAUUUUGUUUUGGGGAAUCCAAACAGAAUAUUAAACAAUCAGCAUCAAACUAACCCAUCGCUGUCAAUAUCACAUUGACUCAUCACAAUAAACAGGAAUAAGGACAUAUUUAUACAGAACUUGCCUUCAGAAAUUGAAAUUGAUACAGCACAGUGUCUGAUAAGGUAGAAUGUGCAUGGGCUUUAUAGCAAGCAGGAGUGAAUGGCCUUCUCUUAUAUUUCUCACAUUGUAACAAUGAUUGUCCUUCGAAAGUAUUCCAUUUGGCCAGAAAGUACUUUUGAACAAUCUGAGGUCCAGACAGCUGCUCUAUAAUGUAUAGUUUUUCCUGAUUUACUUUCAGUUUUUACUUAUGUUAAAGACUGUGCCCUGCGUGAUACCUGUUCAACAGUGGACAAUUUCAGACCUCAACAGACACUCGCUGCAAAAGUCUCCAGUCAGUAUUUUGUUAAAUGUUGAUGGAAUAAUUGAGAAUCUGUUGCAAUAAAUUAAAACCUUUUGUCUAAA